Messenger RNA from Portunus trituberculatus (swimming crab), 1570 nucleotides. Its product is annotated as coiled-coil domain-containing protein 115-like. Bases 547 to 1233 code for a protein of 228 amino acids. Gene Ontology annotation, cellular component: extrinsic component of endoplasmic reticulum membrane. Gene Ontology annotation, biological process: vacuolar proton-transporting V-type ATPase complex assembly. Lineage: Eukaryota; Metazoa; Arthropoda; Malacostraca; Decapoda; Portunidae. The transcript is spliced from 4 exons. The record is from RefSeq and is a predicted model, not a curated record.
GGACGAACAUCAACACUGAGCGAUAGGAACUGGGAGGAGUGGGAGCCUGCUGAUUCGUCCCUCCUCUUCCUCCUGUGUCCUUGUUGUCAUUCCCUUUGCUUCCUUGUCUCUCUCAGCGCCUCCUAAUACCCCUACUCACACGUACAGUGACACACAUGCAAGUUAGUCAUCUCUUUCACCUCCGCAGUGUGUAGACAGGUGUGUUUGAGGCGAGUUACCUGUGACGUGUUGGGAGGAGGGAAGCGGUACCUAGCUGGGUCUUCUUUUUUCUCUCUCCCCCCAUCGUGUUUGGUGUCGUCCUUGGGUUACCUGGUUGGGUUCCUGUAGCUCCAGAUCUGCGCAAAUAGAGGAGAUUCAGAACACCCAGUGGCGUCUCAGCCGCAGUUUGUAAGCCUUCACCUGAUUGGAAACCUAAAAUCCCUAAUUUUCUGGCGGGCUUCACCCUCUACAACCCCCUAACCAAGACAUCACUGUGGACUUGACAAGGGGCUGCACCCCUUGGACCCCUGCUUCUGACUUUUUGGGACUUCAAGAGGAGUGCCAAAGAUGGCUGGCAGCAUCCAACUCUCACGGGAGGCACUGUGCGAUGGGCUUGACCAUCUGGCACUGCAGCAACUCAGACUGAUGGACCAUUUAAUUCGGUGCAACAUGAUGUUGGAGGAGAAGAUGAGGAGUGGCUACUUCCUCCUGAGCAAGACCCGCUACAGCAUGGGCACCAAUGCUGUCAGUUCCCUCCAGCUGCCCUCACCAGACUCAGAAACAGAGUCUCUGGCUAAUGUGGUGACCAGCCCUGUGUUUUUAGAGGAAUACAAAGGAGACAUAAUGUACCACACAGUCGAUGUGAACUUCAAAGACCCAAUGACACCCCUACCAGAAGAGGAAGAGGAAGAAAUAUUUGAAACCCAGAAGAGUAAGAAAAAAGGCACAAGGAAAAGACAGACUGCAGAUAAAAAGGAACAAAUGACAGAUUGUGACAACAGUAUACUUGAAAAUGACUCUGAGAAAAAGACCUCAAAGAAAUCCAACCGCAAGUCUGUAAAUCGUGAUCCCAUUCGCUGGUUCUCUGCCCUCCCACAACAGUCACUGAGACAGGCACAGCAAGACUUCAAAUCAUCCAUCUCCCUCAUUGCUGAAUGUGCCACAAUCCAGUCUAAGUUAAGAACUAUCAACAAAGAGUACAGUCGCCUUCAGGAGAUAAAGAAUAAGGUGGAUGGAGGAGAAAAGGAGGAAUAGCAGGCACCACAUGUAUAUAGAUAUAUGCAUAUAUAUUUUUCUACUGCAGUUUUAUACUUGGUAUCAUUUCAACAUUCCAGACAUAGUGUACAUUUACUAAUCAUUACUAUACAUGGUAAAUUCAGCUGCUUGAUAUCUAUAUACGUGAUGCCUAGUAAUUGUUACAUAAUACUCAUUAGGGAACAUUGUUAAGUGAGGUACAAGUGACAGAAGCUCAAUUGUUUUUAUGGCAGGUCUUCAUAUUGAGUAUAGUUUGGCGACCUAUGCAUGGGAUUGUCAAUGGUGAUUGACACACUGGAGUGUCAAAUCACAUUUAAAUAAAAGGCUAAGGGAAAAA